Molecule: messenger RNA, 8447 nt
Organism: Schistosoma mattheei
Lineage: Eukaryota; Metazoa; Platyhelminthes; Trematoda; Strigeidida; Schistosomatidae
Source: the annotation of a GenBank genome assembly
AACUAAUAACUGUGAAUUGUGGGGCACGUUUGGUUGUACUGUGGUCCCAUUUGGUUUUAUGACACUGAACUAGUUAUUCGCGUUCUUGGAUUAAUAUCUUAUUAAAUUUCUGAUUACUAGAGGGCAGAACAUGUUUCUUGAAUUCUCGCUGAUUCCUGGAAAUAUAAUUCCACAAAAGCCUUCCGAAUUCGGUUGGACAAUGUCCUCACGGGUUUACUUAAAUGGAUUUUAACAUUUUGCAUUCCUCAACUGCGCAUGAUGCCAGACCGUUCCUUUAGUCAGGCAAAUAAUUCAGGUGAAGAAAGUCACUUGAUCUCGAAUGCGGGUAGCUUUUGCGAACUAGAUGACCAUGUUUGUCCUUCUGAUAAUAAUCUCAGUCGUCAUUCACCGCCAUCUGCUACUUUCCUAAUUCAUGGAUCAGAGAUUCCUCACCAUGCUCCUGCUCCUCCUAUCAGGUCUUCAAGUACAUUGCGUAAAAAGAACAAACCUGUUUUGCCUCCAUCAAAACCUUUGCCAACUCCACCUGGGAAAGAAGAGAAAAAGAAAAAGAAAGUGAAAAUGUUCCGAUUUCCUAAAUUUGGUCGAUCGGAAAAAACUGAACCACAAAUUUCUGGUCCUACAGAAGUUACGCAUAAUCUACAUGUGGCAUUUGAUAAGUCCACAGGCGAAAUCAAGGGUCUUCCUAUUUCAUGGCAAAUGCUUUUAACAGCAUCAAAUAUAUCACGAACAGAACAAGAAAAGAAUCCAGAAAUCCUUCUUGGCGUACUACAAUGUUUUGAUGAAUCAGCUAAACAGAAAGAUAAAUAUAUGACAAAUGUGUCUGUCAUUACAAAUUCCUCUGGCUCCGUUGAAUCGAUGAAUUCCAACUCCCGCUCCUGCUCAGUUUCCUCUCAAAGUAUGCCAAUCGCACCAGGUCAUUGCGACAUCAGCUAUUUACAUUCGGGUUCCUAUCAAUCUGUUUCAUUUAAUUCUACGACAUCAUCAUCUGCCCCUAUUUCAGCGGAGGAAAAUAAUUUAAUUAUGUCAAUGGCUGAAACUAGUUUAACAGGAAUGACAAUAAUUUCCAGUGCUUUACCGGCAACUACACAUUCUUGUGCGGGUAGCAAUAGCAGCGGCCGUGGUAGCAGUUGUACCACUAACAGUGGCAGUGUUGGUGGUCGUGGUGUAAGUGGUGGUGUUCCAAAUGGUUUGAGCGCUGCAAGUUUAGUAGAACUAACUUCUAAUCACACUCACGUGUGUCCUUCAGGGUCUGGAAGGAGAACAAGCACAGGAGGUGCCGUAUUUUUGGGUGGUAUUAGUCCAACCCGUACAUUUGGUGGACGUGCAAGUGGUUCGACAAUUCCUGAAAUGUCUCCAGCACUUGGGAAUCAUAGAAGCAUUAACAAUACAGGAGAUAUCGCUCGUUCUGGGCCAGACUCCAUGAUAUCAGCGAACUCAGGAACCCUUACAAAUGGACAACUUCUCAAUCAUAACCGUCAUGCUAGAGAUGCCAAUUUAGCUAGUGAUAAUCAUAAUGGUCAUUCAACUGUAUCUGUUCCUGCUCUUCCAAUUACAUAUGAUGUUAGUCUUGGUGAACUUAGCAGCAGUCGUAGCAGUGGUUGUUCACUAUCUUGCUCUGGUGCUAGCGGAAGUGUCAGUAUUUCUGGUUUAGCAAGUUCAGCUAGUAUGGUUGGACAUUUAUUUGGAGGUAUAAAUAGUAAUGAGAACAGUCCUACAAGUAUUCUUCCGCCUAGUAUGUUACCAUCUCAAUCACCGUUACCACAUAACAACUGUUGUUCAUUUGUCUCCUAUCCACCAUCAUCAUCACCACCGCCUGUUCCACCUCAUGCAACUACUGUCGUAUUAAGAAAUUUAGAUUUUUCUGAAAGUUGUACAAAUAAUUUUGAAAUUAGUAGUGUUAAAGAAGAAGGUACUCUACGGCAUACAUCUUCAUUUCAUAAUACAAUCCCUGAAUCAUCUACAUGUUUACCAUUUCACGGAGAUAUAUUGGUUCCAGAAUCCUGUAUAAUGGUCGGAGAAUCUUCUUCCGAUGAAGAAGAAGAGGAUGAGGAUAUUGAAGAUGAAGAUCACGAACAAGAAGAGUAUGAAGAAGGUGAGGAGUUAGGUGAAGAUGAAGAAGAGAGCGAGAACGAACAAAGUGAAUUAAGCAAUAAUGAAAUAACUACAUCUCAGGCUACUGUUGAAUGGAUGACAAGCAGUGGAACUUGUAGUAAUCUACCUACUCCAAUGACUAUGUCCAAGGGAUCUGAAAAUGGUGUUACCAGUGAAGCUUUUGAUAAUCGGAAUGGUAUACUCGCUUCAAACAAAACAUCAACAAAUAGUGAGAAUAUACCAAAUUUGGUCAGUACUAGUAAAGAUAGUGGGACAUCGAAGAUCAUCCAGUCAUCAACGUCCGAUAGAAAUGUUCCACCAGCUGUUCCAGUCAAACCACAGGGUUUAACACAUGUGUUUCGCACACAACAGCAAACUAAAAUACAUCAAUCUCCUCAUUUCUUCCCACAUCAACCGCCUACAAAUAAAAUAGAUUCAAGUAAUACUGCUACGAUUACAACAACUACCACUUCUGCUGCUGCUGAAGAUGUAGCCAAAUCGACUACACCUAGUGCACCUAGGCGUCGUACUGGGAAUCAUCGAUUAACAGAUCAGCAGGUACAUGAUAAACUGAGAGCUAUUGUAAGCAAAGGUGAUCCAUAUCAAAAAUAUCGUAUGGUAGAUAAAAUUGGUCAAGGGGCAUCUGGUGUGGUAUAUAGUGGAUAUGAGAUUGCCACUGGCAGUUUAGUGGCUAUUAAACAAAUGAAUUUAGCUCAACAGCCUAAAAAAGAAUUAAUCAUUAAUGAAAUUUUGGUUAUGAAGGCUAAUCGUCAAGCAAAUAUUGUAAAUUAUCUAGACAGUUAUUUAGUGUCCACUUCAGUCUCUACCAAUAUGGAUCAUCAUCAGCAUUACAUGAACGGUUCAAAUCACAAGUACCAACAAUCAACUCACAAGGAUGAUAGCCUCAAUUCAUCAACAAUUAGUUCAGGCAAUUCAUCUAAAGGUGAAGAACUAUGGGUUGUCAUGGAGUAUUUAGAUGGUGGCUCACUGACUGAUGUUGUCACUGAGACGUGUAUGGAAGAAGGACAUAUUGCUUCAAUUUGUCGAGAGAUACUUCAUGCCCUUGAAUUUCUUCACGCAAAUCGCGUCAUUCAUCGUGAUAUCAAAUCAGACAAUAUUCUUCUUGGAAUGGAUGGAUCUGUAAAACUGACUGACUUUGGCUUUUGUGCACAAUUAAGCAAUGAUGGAACUAAACGUUCAACUAUGGUUGGCACACCGUAUUGGAUGGCACCAGAAGUUGUUUUACGUAAACAAUACGGUCCAAAGGUGGAUAUAUGGUCAUUAGGUAUUAUGGCCAUUGAAAUGGUAGAUGGUGAACCACCCUAUCUAAAUGAAAAUCCUGUUCGAGCAUUGUAUCUUAUCGCUACCAAUGGUAAACCGGAAAUUAAAGAACGUGAUCGCUUAUCAAGCACAUUUCUUAAUUUCCUUGAUCGUUGCCUAGAAGUGGAUGUAGAACAAAGAGCUACGGCGAAUGAAUUAUUACAACAUCCAUUCAUAUGCAGAUGUUCUAAACCAUUGAGUUCAUUGAUUCCUCUGAUCAAUUUAGCCAGAGAACAGAAAUAAUUUAACCUCUGAAUCUCAAUACAGAAUAAAGAAAACCAAUUAAUUUUUGUAUAUUGUUUCCUUAAAAAAAAUCUCUUUUCCUCACAUCUGUUUAUUCUGUAAUCACAAUUCAUUUUUACUCUCUAUACAUGCAUAUAAUAAUAUUAAUGAUUCAUAUUACAUAAAACAUAUACUCUUAGAAAGUAGAAAUAAUAAUAUUCACAAACUAUGGUUAUCAAUAAUGAUAAAUAAAUCCAAUUUACUCAUUUUGGUUCUAUUCACAUUUAAAUAUUCACCUAUUAUUAUAUUACAUUUUGAAGUCAUGGUAAUUUUUCCUGUGCUGUUUCCUUUUUUUUCUCUCUCUCUCUCUCUCUAACAUACAAAAAGUACAGCCAUUCACUAGAUUGUACAUUACAGUAUUUAAUCAUAGUACCGAUUAUGUUUUUUAUCAAGGUUAAUACCGCUUACUCGCGUUUGUUAAGCUUUCCCAUUCACUUUUCUAUUCUAAUAUAAUUUUGUUUAUAAGUCAAAUUAUUAACAAGUGUAAUAUAAUAAAGAAAAGUAAUAAUAAUACACUUAGGAAUCACAAUUAAUUACUUAAUAAUCUCUUCUUAAUUAAUACACCAUUCAAAUGAAUUAAUGUGAACAUUCAUAAACAUCCAUUGGGUUUUUUUUUCUUGAAUUUUACACAUAUAUGUAUUCUAUGUGGUCUUAAAACACAACUAUUCGCUGUCUUUAUACUCACACAUUCAUCCACUCACUGUUUAUCUUCUCGUUAAUUGUCAAGUUUUAUUUUUAUUGCUCACAUUAUUAAACACAUAAUGGUUCUUUUUUCUCUUUUCUUUUCUUUCCGUCAAAUAUGUUUACAUACAUGAUUUUGUAGGGUGUUAAAUUUCGAGUAUGUUUUUAUUGCUUAUUCUCAAUUUCAUUGUCAUUUGUACACAAUAGAUCUGAUUUAUCUCGGUUGACUGACCAAAAAAAAAGAAUAGAACACAUUAAAAAGCAGACAUUAGGUUUUAACUAUUUAAGCGCCUUUUUUCUCUUCGAUUAACAAUAGUAUGUUACAUUUAAAAUCUUUCACUGAUUAAACUGGAAUGAAGAAUACACUUCUACAUGUAACAGUUAGUCAGUAAUGAUUAUCUUGUUGCAUUGAUUAUAUAUGUGUUAGUGUAUUUUUAUGUGUACACGUUAUGCUGUGUUCCAACCUUCAUACAUGCAUACUUUAUUCUUUUAAUUUACCAUUCCCAGUAUCUCACUAAUUUUCAAGGGAUAUUUCUCAUACAUACAGUAAAUAAUUAAAAAGACGAACAACUGAUUUACUGCUAAUGAUUUAUUUUCAAAAUUAUCUGCAUUUUGUGUACAUCUGUGUGCAUGUGUUCGUGUACUGCCAUUGUCUACUGUAUACUCUUAGAAAUUUACGUUACUCCAUAUACAUAUUAUUCUCAUCAAUUUUCCCCUUUUUUAUGCUGAUCUAUUCCAGGAUAGUUAUUAAGCCUAUUUGAAUAUGGUAAAUCUACUCCAUGUAUGUAUAUGGAGUGCUUCGUUAUUUAUUAGGCAAUCACUUAAUUAUAAAUAAUAUUCUCGUCUCCCGGUUUAGCUAUUUAUAUUAAAUUAACUACUCAAGUGGAUUGGAUAUGUGGGUGUAUAUCGUUAACACCUGUAUCAUCAGCAAAACUAGUCUUAAUGAAUUAAUGCAAAUAAAGGAGUUAUAUUCACUGUUCUCAAAUUUUGUUACUCUUAUUUUAUGUCAUAAUUAAUGAGACAAUAAACAGUUGAAAAAGAAUUUAUCUUCGUAGAAAUCGUUGGCGUCAUAGUUCUGAUCAAUUACUAUUAUCAUUCACAUCAUUAUUUGCAAAAUCAGUCAGUUAACAUUGUUGCAUUGAAAGUUUACCUUUAAUUGUGUUUCUAUCCAUCUUUUUUUCAUCCAUCUUCACUUGCUCAUUUUCAUUAUAAUCAUCUAUGUGUAUUGUUGACAUACAGAGAAUCUUUGUAUUGUUUUGUCAUAAUUCUUCAAAAUAAAGCUUAUGCUGCCUUUUCAUUUCGUUUUUCUUUUCAUGCUUGCUUUACUAUGUUGCUGUAUACACCGCAGUUUCUUCUCUAUAUAAAUAAUACAUUUGAUUAUUACAAUCCUUUAUGCUGAAUUUUGUUUUAUGUAUUUUUCUUUUUGCUUAUUCUCCUUUCGUUAAUAUGAUGGUUAUUGUUGCUUGAAUACAUGUAUUUGUUGCCGAUAAGCGCACGAAAUGUUUUUCCUCCAUUUUUUACUAUUCAUUCUCGGACUCAUCAUUCUACAUCUGUAUAUGUGUGUGUUGGCAUGCGUCACAUUCUAUUUCAUAUUGUUGAUGGUGGCGAUAAUAGUAGUAAUGGGUGUUUUUGUUUUUUAACUUAGAUUUCUUCGGCUUCUUUAUCUUUCGGAAAGGAGAGAAGUUGUCAGUAACUACUCGCUUUUCAUUAUGCAUCAUUGUACACUUCUUUCUACCACGUUGUACUUGUUUGCUUGUUUCAACUGAAGAUCAUUUUUUUAUGCUGCGAGUGGUGUUGCUACAUCGCUUACUUACUACCAAUUAAGUGUAAGUACUAUGACAAUGACGGCUUCUACUUUGUAAUGAUCUUUUUUAUUUUUUUCAUUUGUGUUUUUCUUCAACUUUUUAUUUGUUGUUUACUCUUCGGAAUGACACACAUUAUAUCUACAAAAUACCUUUAAAAAAAACUUACUGCUAUUGUUUUAUUUUUAGCCUUAAUUAUCCAUGAAUAUACCUGUUUUUUGUUCACAGGCAGAAAAUGAAUUUAUGCCACCUGUUUUUGGAUUAAACGAGAUUAAUUCAGUGUUAUAUUGAGGCCUUAAAAAUAAACUAACUUAAUGAUGAUUGUAUUCAUGGCCAGAAUAAUAGUGAAAGUAUUUACAUGAAAAGUGUACUAACGAAGUUCAUCAACCUUGUAUAACCUCUAUUCGAACACUAUUGGUGGAGUUAGAACUUAUGAGGAAACUGGAGUAGUGACCGUCAAAAUAACUACUUUCCCCACUCUUAUAUUACCUUGUUAUAGACAUUCCUUCAAAGAUGACGCUUUCAUCAUCUAAUGUCUCGGCGGUUGAUCUAGAUUACCUUAAAUAAUAAUCUAACCGCUCCUGGAAUACGAUUCUCACCCUCCAUAUUCAGAAUGUUAUUUUAGAACUAGUCUGUAUCAACGCCUUAACAAAUGUUAAGAAUGUCAUCAACCCUAGUGAAUUAGUGUUUGACAAAAUCUCAGCACGGGUUCAGGAAGUUCGAUUGGUUUAUAGUAUAGGUGAAAUUUCCAAUCUGCCAACCAAGUGAGUUUAUUAAACAGUUCACUCCCUCCUACUUUAUUACUGUGAAACAUGAAUAUUUAGAAUAUGGAAUCUGCGUAGGUUACUAGUAUUUGAUUAUAAACGUCUUCAGAUAAUCGCCCGUUUACUUUGUGACCACAGAGUGAGUAAUUUUUAGGUUAGGAACAUAGUACUAGAUAAAGAUGGCAAGUCCAUUAGUGAGAUAGUAAGCUUUCAUCGAGAUCAGUAUACUUAGCCACCUCCUACCUCGUUGGGUGCUGUUGGUCGGAAAAUAGCCAGGUGUCGAUCAAACUAUAACUUAUAAGGCACAAAGUUAUUAACAAUUAGGCUGAGCAAAUAAAAAUUACAUUAACAUAAGGAAUAACCUAAGUGAGUCGGUACCAUUCCCCUGUAAUUCUAACUGGUCAGUACAUUAUGCCAGAAUAUUCAUGUGGUUGAAACCAAUGUAUCAUCUGUAUUAAAAGGGGCAAUCGCUAUGCAGUAAAUAGUCAAAUUUAUUUUAGUCUGUCAUUUGUACUCGAUUCUGCUAUAUACAUUUACAUAUAGAAUCUUUUAAUCAAAUCUGAUCACAGUAUUAUGUAUGUAUGUAAUGGUGCGAAAUCAGAAUGUUUCAACUUUUCAUGAACUUUGAUUGAUGAAAAAAACAUACUGUCUUUAUUAUAAUAAUAUAACCUAGAGAUAUCUGAUUCUAAUUUCUCGAACAAGAUAAAAAUAAUAGUAGUAGUUCCGAUAAGCAAUGGAACUUUGAUAAUCAGGAAUUCAAGGAAAGGAAAGUUCAUGCUCUAUAUAUUCACUACUGAAACAUUUUAUUCGUGGUGUUAUGAAUAAUAGAUAUUCUUCAAACAAUGUAUUCUUUAUAUUUUGAUAUUAAGGAUAAAACGAAGAGAUUGGCUGUUUUAUUCACAUGUUUGCCUAUGUUGCAUUAUUUAUUCCCUUCUGUGUGAAUAAAAAUCAUUAAAAAGAUAAAUAAUUCAAUAUUGUGUUAAUUCAUUGACUCUUAAAAAAGACUUCAAAUUCAGUUCGUAAAUACUUUAUUUUACAAAAUUCUGAGCACAAUAAUCUCACUUCCUUUAAUACAUUUCCCAUUUGUAAUAAUACACUUAUCCUAUUUACGUUUCUAAAUUUUAAGACAUCCUUCAUGGUUACAUUCGCCAAAUAGAUUGUAAUUUUAAGUCUCUUCAAUAGUAAACAAUCAAGGCAUCACAUGAAAUUUUACCAAAAACCAUAAGGUCACUUAAUGAAUACAUUGUUUAAACACUAAACUAGUAUUUCACAUUCUCACCAGUCAAAUUAUGACUGCAUUAUAAUCUUUAAUUAUAUAAGUAGAAUGUAUGAUCUAAUUCCUUGUUUAGUUAUAUUAUUAAAUCUUUCCAUAAUUGAACCCUAGAAAAAUUCACUUCAAAGUUACUCAUUAGUGAAGAUAUGCUUCUGAAUUACCAAGAUCUUUAGUUAAUAUAUAUUUUCACAGUUGAAAUUGUUAUAUCCGGUGAAGAUUAAAUUACAGGUAACU